Molecule: messenger RNA, 1526 nt
Organism: Spea bombifrons (plains spadefoot toad)
Lineage: Eukaryota; Metazoa; Chordata; Amphibia; Anura; Pelobatidae
Gene: MTARC2
Product: mitochondrial amidoxime reducing component 2
Exons: 7
Coding region: 35-1000 (321 amino acids)
Biological process (GO): nitrate metabolic process
Cellular component (GO): mitochondrial inner membrane
Molecular function (GO): nitrate reductase activity; molybdenum ion binding; molybdopterin cofactor binding
Source: RefSeq, a predicted model, not a curated record
AUUUCCUGGGGUCCGAAAGCAAGGCCUGGCCCUCAUGGAGAGCGUAUCUCGGACACGCGCUGUCCUGCUCUUAGCAGCCGGCUUUGGAGCAGCCGUAGGAGUCACUUGGUUCUUUGUCAGCCGGAGGAAGCGGCGGCUCGUGAAGGUGGGAGAAGUAUCGCAGCUUUUCGUGUACCCCGUCAAGUCCUGCAAAGGAACCCCCCUGAAAGAAGCAAAAUGCAAAGCGUUUGGCUUGGAGAACGGCAACCUCAGAGACAGACAUUGGCUCGUUGUAAAGGAGGACAAAGUGUGUGUUACGGGCCGCCAAGAACCCCGCCUGGUACUGAUGACGGCGUCCUGCGACGAUACCCAUUUAACUCUUUGCGCUCCUGAUAUGGACGAGCUACACGUUCCUCUAAAACUCUCCGCCAGCAACGAAACGUUCACCUGCAAAAUUCAUGGCAAUACGGUCACGGGAAGGGAUUGUGGAGAUCAAGCUUCUCGGUGGAUCACUAGCUUUCUGAAGAGCAGAGAGACUUAUCGCCUGGUGCAGUUUGAAGAAACAAUGAAGCCAAGGAACCCAAAGAAUGAGUAUGAAACCUACACAGAGAAUGAUACGGUGGCGUAUCCAGACCUGAGUCCUCUUCUUCUGUUGUCGGAAGCCUCAGUUGAUGAUUUAAACACCAGACUUGAGAAGAAGGUCUCUGUUCGCAAUUUCCGCCCUAACAUUGUGGUGUCAGGGUGUGCACCGUUUGAUGAGGACACCUGGAAAAAAAUUCAGAUCGGCAGUCGUGUGACCUUGAAGCAAGUUAUGCCCUGCCCAAGAUGUAUAUUCACCACCGUGGAUCCUGACACUGGAAUCAUUGAUAUGAAGGAGCCACUGACCACGCUACGCAGUUAUCGCCAAUACGAAGGCCCACACAAGAAAGUGUAUAAGUCAAAUCCUUUGUUUGGACAGUUUGUAAGGAUUGAAAAAACAGGUGUCAUCAAAGUUGGUGACCCGGUGUACCAGGUCAUUUAGUGAAUGCCAUACCCCCACCCAAAAAAAUGAUUAAUUCAGAAAAAAAAUCCUAAUGGUGCUAUUGAGGCAGAUUGUAUUAUUUCUAUAUAUAUAUCAACAAUGGCUGCUGUUGCUUUCAUGAAAUCUCAAUUAUUUUUUUCAUGUAGGUUAAAUAUAUACAUUUUAUACAUUUUUUGUUCUUCCGCAGAGGGUUGGAGGUCUCUAUACUGCUUGCCGUAGCCCACGGUAGAUCUUCCAUAGGGCAAGUGGUUAAAAACCCAGUAACAUCCCAAUCUGAAGUUCAGUCUUUUUUUUUCUUAAUAAUGCAGAUAAUUUUGUAUAUGGUUGCUCCUCUUGCCAAGGGACAAAUGUCAUAUGAUGUCAUAUGAUGUCAUAUGAUGUCAUAUGAUAUAACCCCGUUGCAAAGGAGCCUGAUUUUUGUGUCCUGUCCUGAUGGGAUAACCUACAAUGUUUUUGAAAAAGAGAAAAAAAAAUACUUUGAGGCUCCUUAAACAAUACAUAUUUAAGAUGUUGACCGUGAAUUGAU